CGUAAACAAAGGAUUACUGAAUUUUGCAAAUCGGUUUUAAGUUGUAGGCAUUGUAUAUCACCAUUUAUUUUAUUACUAUUGUAUUUCAUAUUAAUUAUAUAUUUAGUAAAAGUAAUUAUAAAAUGGAGUUCGAAGAUAAUAUUAGCCCGGUAAUUGCUUUAAAUGAUUUUGCACGAGAAAGAAAGGAAGAUGUUCCAGAUAUUCCUCCAAAAAGCUCAAAAAUAUCUAAUUUAGAUAUAUUUUUACUGAUACUAUCGAUUAUCACACAUUGUACAGAUUUCUUUAUUGAUAUUAAUCUUGUAGUUCAAUAUUACUUGAACAAUAAAUUACAAAUGUUUGCGUGGACCAUAAGUUUAAUAAUGAUUCCAUCUUUUAUUAAUACAAUAGUCAGCGUACAAAUGUAUCAUCAAGAUGAAGAGAACAAUACACAGAAUAAGUGUACAAGAGGCAAAACAUUUUUCAAGAAAAUGGGACAAGUUAUUGUUGUAUUACUUAUAGUAGUAUUACAAUUUACCAUGGCUUACAGAUGCUUCCUUAGCUUAAAAUAUGCUAUUCAAUCGCGCAAUUGUAAAAGAAAAGAUGAUAAAGUGGGACAAAGAAAGUACUUUAUUAAAAUGUUGAAAGAAGAACAAGAUAUUGCACUUCUUAGAGUUUUAGAGUGCUUCAUUGAAGCAGCACCACAACAAAUUUUACAGUUAUCUAUUUUUGUACAAGAUUACUACGGUGAAUUUAGUAUUAUGACUUUACAUCAAAUCAUUAGUAUUAUUAGUUCGUUCAUUAGUUUGGCAUGGGCAAUGGUUAGUUAUCAUCGUGGUAUUCGACUUGCCCAAGUGGAUAAAAAAAAUAUUAAUUUUGCUGGAUCUGUACUUCAGUUUCUAUGGCACUUAUUUAUUACCACUUCACGAAUAGCAUCUGUAGCAGCAGUAGCAAUUUUUUCAACUUUCUGUGUUAUAUUGGCUUGCUUUUUUCAUUGGAUUGGAAUGACAAUAUGGAUUAUUAUGGAAUCUCGCGGUUUAAUUGUAUUUUGUCAAGAUCCAAAUCGAGCUCCACAUUUGCCUCGUACAAUAAUAGAACGAAUUAAAUCAAUAUUAUUUACUUGUGUGCUUGGAUUCAUUUAUAUUUUCAUUUAUUUGAAUCCCGAUGAUUCUGGUACAUACACAAAGCAUCUGUUUUAUUAUACAGUAUGUUUAUUGGAGAAUAUUUCAGCGAGCAUUUUAAUACUUCUAAGUGUGCCUAGUAAUAUUGAUAUUGUAUGGUAUCAUUAUUUAAUAUCUGCUACUUGUAUAAUAUCAUUUAUAAUAGGUGUAAUUAUUAUGAUAUUUUAUUAUUUAAAAUUUCAUCCAUCGAUGAAACAUCAUACAUUCUAUUUUUCAAAAUUUCUAAGGUUAAGAUAA
Messenger RNA from Ceratosolen solmsi marchali, 1394 nucleotides. RefSeq names its product XK-related protein 6. The record is from RefSeq and is a predicted model, not a curated record. Gene Ontology annotation, cellular component: plasma membrane. Gene Ontology annotation, biological process: engulfment of apoptotic cell; phosphatidylserine exposure on apoptotic cell surface; apoptotic process involved in development. The transcript has 4 exons. Lineage: Eukaryota; Metazoa; Arthropoda; Insecta; Hymenoptera; Agaonidae. The coding region runs from base 123 to 1394 and encodes 423 amino acids.